CAGCCUCCAUGGCCAAAAGUUUGAAACUCUCUUUCGGGGUCUCUUUCGACAGCUGCAGAGUCAAGUAUUGCAGUGCGUUAUGAUCUAAUGAUGCACUGUAACCAAGAAGAUGCGUCAGUACCUACAAAGUAUUGUAGCAAAGUUACACCUGAUGAAUGUAUGGCUGCAUAGAAGACUACUCGGUAUGAACAAGGCUGCCACCCUCGAUGAUGUAGAAGUUCUCUACAAGAGCAAUAACUACAUCGUUGUGAACAAACACUACGAUGUCAAGAUCAAUAGUAACGACCCUCAGGAUGAGAUAACGCUGGCCACUCAACUUGCUCAUCGGUUUCCAGAGCUUGUGGAUGCAAGCAUUUGUCACCAAUUUAGGUUUGUUCACCGAUUGGAUUAUUCUACCAGUGGCACUAUUUGUGUUGCAUUAAACAAAAGAGCAUCUGCCAAUGUCACGAAACAGUUCAAGAAACGUGAGGUCAACAAAUGCUACUAUGCUCUGGUCAGAGGUCAUGUACAACCAGACUUCUUGUUGAUAGACAAGCCGGUAUAUCCCAACCCAGCAGAGGGAUUCACCCACAUGAUGUGUGUUGCGGACAAUGACCUCCCCCGAGGUCAAUCUGAGGUCAAGAUCUUGUCAGCCAUGACUGAAUUGUCUGUCAUACAGAGAGGGAUGUAUGAUGGCAGUCCUGCAAGUAAAGUACUCCUGAAACCAGUCACAGGACGAAGGCAUCAACUGCGUGUGCACUGCUGGAGUAUCGGACACCCAGUCGUUGGGGACUUCACGUACAGCUUCCGUAAGGACGUCAAACCUUACCGCAUGAUGUUGCACUCCCAGAGACUAACCAUACCAACCAAGGCAGAAGUGGUCGAUGUAACUGCUGCUGAUCCCUUCACUCCAGAAAGGGACCCAAAAUGGUGCCCUGAAGCACCAUCUCAAGAGGUGUCUUUAAGACAAGAUAAAGAGAUAUCAAAUGAGAGAACUUUGGAGAUGAAUAGGGAUUCAGACGAACACUCAGAAAUGGAUAAAUUAGCCAGGUGACAACAAAUUUGCAGUCUUCAAAUGUUUAUAUAAAACAGGCAUGAUAUUUUUUCUACUUAAGUCUGACUUCCAUUUUUUUCUCCUUGGAAAAUGUAGGGAAAAAAUGGGAUUAAAUGGCCUAUUAGAGCCUACACCAUGCGUAUAUGUAGGUUAGCCCUUGUACUCAAUAAAAAGGUUCCUACUUUUUCCCUAGGAACAAAUAUCAUGCUUGAUAAAAAUAUGUUGGCAGGCGUACUGUAAUGUUAUGGAUGUUGGACUUGGUUGUUAGAAAGGAAAAGAUUUGUACACCCUUGGGAGUAGAGGGUUAAAAACUAAAUUUAUUUUGAAUGGUUCAGCUUGUUUUACCUCAACAGUUGUAAUAAACACAUCAUUGUUGUGUUGUGUUUGCUUAAUCAGAGUCAGAAAUAAAGAAAUUGAUAUAAAUAAACCACCAA
Molecule: messenger RNA, 1467 nt
Organism: Asterias rubens (European starfish)
Lineage: Eukaryota; Metazoa; Echinodermata; Asteroidea; Forcipulatida; Asteriidae
Product: RNA pseudouridylate synthase domain-containing protein 1-like
Exons: 5
Coding region: 110-1033 (307 amino acids)
Biological process (GO): pseudouridine synthesis
Molecular function (GO): pseudouridine synthase activity; RNA binding
Source: RefSeq, a predicted model, not a curated record